This is a messenger RNA of Alosa alosa (allis shad), 2251 nucleotides long. RefSeq lists its product as uncharacterized. The coding region runs from base 97 to 2070 and encodes 657 amino acids. The record is from RefSeq and is a predicted model, not a curated record. The transcript is spliced from 4 exons. NCBI's taxonomy places the organism in Eukaryota, Metazoa, Chordata, Actinopteri, Clupeiformes, Clupeidae.
UAUUCACCCUACAACACUGAGGAGCACUCCAUCCCAGAUUCUCAUCCCAGAAGACAGCAGACCUCACCACACAUUGAACACGCAAAGGGACAAAUCAUGGCAAACCUGAUAGAAACUGGAGAAUUUCAUUCAAUAGAGAGCUGUCAGGAGAGCACAGAUGCCACACUCAGCCAAUUAGAACCACCAGUGCCCAUAUUCAGCCAAUCGGAACCACCCGUGCCCAUGCCACCAAAUGAGAGCUUCACAAGGAACCAAACCGUGUUUUUGAUUGACCUGAUGCGGCACCACAUCUUCAACGAAGGCGAAGGUCUCCCAAAAACAUUACACGAACUGAACACACGACUUAAAUCGGCCAAGGGCAGCAAUAAACUGCUAUGGGAAGACGCAGCGGAACAGUUGAGUAGCCAGUUCAUGGAGUCUUUUCUACCUUCGAAGGUGUAUAGGAAAUGGCACACUCUUCUGGAGGGAUACACAAAGGCUAGAGACAGUAUGAGAAAUAUGGGUAAGGAAACCACCCGCUUUAAAUUUUAUUCAGAGAUGGACGAGCUCUUGAAAGACGUUGAGGAAGAGGAGCAUGAUGUGAUCUUUCCUGUUGUUAUAACACCAGAUGGACGAGGGUUGCGCUUACCUCCACCACAAGCCUCUCGUAGCAGCAGUGUCAAAGCGUCUGCUAAGACUGCAAGCAGGGCUCCACACAGGAGGUCUACUCCAUACACACCUCCCCUCAGGGCCCAUUACAGCACGCCAUUUCUACAGGCAUCCCCAAUUGUGCAGGUGAAAGAAAAUGAGAGCUUCAGCAGGGCCCAAACGUUGUUUUUGAUUGACCUGAUGCGGCAGCACGUCAUCACAGAGGGAGAAGGUCUCCCAAAGACCCUCGAAGAGAUGAAUGGACGACUCGAAUCUGCCACGGCCGACAAGAAACGGUUGUGGGAAGACGCGGCCGAACAGCUGAGGAGCCAUUUCCUGGAGUACUUCUACCCUGAUAAGGUGGCCAGGAAAUGGAGCAGUCUUGUUCAAGGAUACAAAAAUGUCCGAGACCGCGAUAGACUCAUAGGGCAGAGGAACAGCUUGCGCUUUCAAUUUUACUCGGACAUGGACGAGCUUCUGGAGGGGCAUAACGAGGCCCUCCCUGUUGUCGUGGUGACAGACGGGCAAGGGGAACCCAAGUCUGAGGCACUAGAACCCAGCAGAGAUGAUGCAGCAGUCGCCGACAAUAAUACAACAGGCAGCUGUCAGGAGAGCACUGAUGCCACAUUCAACCAGGAAAACACAGAUGCCACACUCAGCCAAUCAAAACCACCAAUGCCUACAUUUGGCCAAUCACAAUCACCCAUGCCCACAUUUGGCCAAUCAGAUCCACCAGUGCCCACACUCAGCCAAUCAGAAUCACCCAUGUCCACAUUCAGCCAAUCAGAAUCACCCAUGCCCACAUUCAGCCAUUCAGUAUCACUGGAAGCCCAUGAGGGCUUCACCAGGGACCAGUCACUGUUCUUGAUUGACUUCAUGCGCCAACACAUUGAAAAUAAGGGCGGCGGUCCCCCAAGAACGUUCAAAGAGCUAAAACGACUUACUGCUAUCAAGGGCAGUAAACAACAGCUUUUUAAAGAUGCAGCAGAGAAGAUGAGCGUCCAUUUCAGGAAGUACUUCUGCCCUCAGAGGGUGUCCAGGAAGUGGACCACUCUUGUUGAGGGAUACACAAAGGUUAGAGAAAAUAUGAGAACUAGAGGCCGAGGGUCCACUCGCUUCCAUUUUUAUUCAGAGAUGGACGCCCUUCUGGUCGAUGAAGACGACGAGUCCUUCCCCGCGGUCAGGACCCCCGAGAGGCGAGAGGCAGUUAGGCCCGUGCUGCAAGGCCGUCGUAGCAGAGUGAGGGCAUUCACUGACGCGGCAGACGACCCAUCCCCCCCUGGCACGCCGACGCCACCGUCUCAUAAGCGCAGGAGACGAGAGGACGAGCUGCUGCACUUCCUGCGAGAGGCAGAGAAGGCCACUCAGCGUCGCCACAAUGAGACUCUCACGCAUCUCAAGUCCAUUCAGUCUCUGAUGACCAAGUUAUUAGACAAGCUGUAAUCUCUUGUUAUGUUUGUUAUGUUAAAUGAAAAUCUCUCGUUUUUUGUAUAAAAUGUCUCGUUUUUUGUAUAAUUACGUAUGUGGCUUGUAGAAGUGACCUGUGAAAGUCACCAUUUUCACUAUUACCUAGAUACCUACACAUAUUAAAAGAUAUAAAAGAUACCUACACAUAUUUCCCUAC